UUGUAUUUUAGGUUUGCCAGGACUAAUGAAUUAAAAAUCUUGAACUCUCCACAGUUUGCUGCUUAAUAAUGCCUCUGACAGUAGGAUUUUUUUCUCUCUGAAGCAUGACAACAUCAUAAAUCUCAUAGCUGGAAAGGAAAGGAAGGGAGAGUGGAAUUGUGAAGAAAAGCGGAAAAGGGUGGUCUUGUGGGACAGCAAAGCCUAUGGGAAGUGCAGGUAGCAGCAUGUUGCCUUAACAGCUGUCUCAGCUUCUCAGACUCUUGUCAGUUGGUUGCUAUGUAGCAGGUGCAGCCUUUUCUUUUAUUGAAUCUUUACUCCAUAAAGGCAACGACAAGCCAAGGCAGUGGCUGGCCCUGGAUUAUACAAGUGCAGACUCUCUACUAAGUGAGCUGGAACACACAGAUAAACGCGUAGGCUCAAGUGCCCACAUGAUCACCACAGCAAGAGUACCUGCUGAUAAGCCAGUACGAAUUGCCUUCAGUCUAAAUGACUCUACAGAUGAUACUCCUCCUGAAAACAACUUUCCCUUGGCUUUUCCAGAAUUAGAACAGCAACUUCAGCCUCUGCCUCCUUGUCAUGACUCUAAGGAAUCUAUUGAGGUGUUCAAACAGCACUGCCAAAUAGCAGAAGAAUAUCAUGAAGUCAAAAAGGAAAUUGCACUGCUGGAAGAAAGAAAAAAGGAGCUGAUUGCCAGGCUGGAACAGGCGGAAAAGGAGAGUAUGGAUGCUGCUCAGCUGGCUAAGGAGUAUGCAGAACUGACAGAGGAGAAUCGGACAUUGAAGCUGGCUCAGGCGCAGUGUGCAGAGCAACUGGAAAAGCUUAGAAUACAGUACCAAAAGAGACAGGGUUCUUCAUAACUCUCAGCUAACCAAUAAGAGGCCGUCAAAUCCAGUGUUUGUUCUGUGCUGGCCAAGAAGUUUUAAAAAAAGGUUCUGUUGUAACACUUCACUAGAAAUACAGAAUAUGUAAAAGUCUAUAUUUGAUUUAAUGCUUGCCAGCCGGUAGCUUAAUAUAAUGGAUACUUUGUCCAUUAUAUAAUGGAUAUUUUAUUUCAAGUAACAUAAUUGAAGCUAAUCUAGCCCCAUUAUAUGUUCUAGUUCUAGUAGAUCAGGUUUCUUUUCUAAAGAUAUUUCUUCCAAUUUAAGAAGAUACGGACACGCUAGAAACUGGUAUAAAUAGUCUCUAUGUUGGGAGUUGGACCAUACUAAGACAUACAGCAGGGGCAGUGUUAAUAUAUGGAACACUGGAACACAAUCAUGUGCUUCUAAUUUUAGUUUAGUUUUCUUUUAUGUUUUUAUUUUUCAUGCCUAAUGAUUGGAAAUUGUCCUAAGUAUAAUCUGGCUCUGGCUCAAAACUAUAUUCCAGUUAUCUGGCAUGCUGAUAAUGUCAACUUUUGAUAGUUUCAUAAACUCAGAGAUUACACAUUUUUUAAAAAGAACUUUUGUUAAAAUAAACACAUUAUUUUAAUCAAAGAAUGAUAUUACCAGUAUUCAUUUUCAAGUUAUUGAAUUGUGAAGAAACAUAUGCAAAAGUUUUCUUUCCACCACCAUAAACUUUGCUAGAAAUUCUUUUUUUUAUUAAUUCAUUUGUACUUUUUGGCAUGCAGGAAAUGGAAAAGUAAUAUAUUGACCCUACAGAGGUGACUAAAUAAGACUUUAUGAUUGUUAAUGGAGAAUAUUUCAGUAAAAGUACCAUAAUUAUAUUUUGUUUUUAUUCUAUAGGCUGUUUUGGAACAUAAAUAACUGAGGGUAGGUACUAAGCAGUUCAGUGAUACAUGAAUAACUGGGAGUUAAAAUGUUUGUUUUCCUCACUGUACUUAUCACUGUAUUUUCCUAAAUCAAUUGAAAAUCCUUUGUUAUACUUCCAUUUCUAUUCAUACAGUAUUUUUUUCAUUAAAAGUGGUUAUACAAAAAAAACCCUAUUUUGUACCCUUCAGUUCCUUAACCUUUCCUGUAUUUUAAACUCUGCUCAACUGGUUAUAUGUUACGGUUUUGUGAAAUUAGAACUAAAUGUACACAUUUGAUGAUAAGGUUGCAAUUUAAAAAUUGAAAAUGUUAUGAAUUGAUAAUGGGGUGGCAAAUAGAUAGUUUCAGAGAUCCAAUCCCCCUACAACAUGGGUCAGCAUAUCUUUUACUGGGUCUAUACCUGGGCAAUUUCCUCUCUCCCUGGAACAGCAGAAAAACAAGGAGGAGAACCAUCUUUUUUCCUAGGAUGGUUAAGGGGCAUGUGAUAAUGUGCUGCCCUUUAUUUAGGGCACAUAAGAUUGUCCUGUUAUAUAGUACAUUUAAAUUCAGUGAAAAAAGGUAAGGCAGAAAAAUCUGAGGCCUUGAAGCCUUCAUUUCACACACAUUGUGGUUUGGGGUAGUCCAGGAAUGUGACCCUCCUAAACUAUAUUCUGAUCAGUAUGUAAAUUACAUGGAUCUUGGGAAAGGCUCAGAUGCCAAGAUAUUGUAAAUUCUCUGUUUCUUACUGCCCAUGAUACUGUGGUACGAUGGUCCUGCCCCUCUGGGAUAAAUCUAGAAUUAUUUGGAUAAAAUUCUUAUUCAAAGCUGAAGUCAACGGAAAGCUCCUUUGACUUCAAUUAAUUUGGAAUGUUUUAUUCCACUGAUCUGUUCUUUUUCCAUUUAGCAAAUGCUGCUUGUUCCACCCUUAUAUUCUUAAUUAUAGUGCACAAUCAAAAAUAGCUCUCUCUCUCUCUCUCUCUCUCUCUCUCUCUCUCUCUCUCUCUCUCUCAUAUAUAUAUAUAUAUAUAUAUAAUGGGUACUAGCAUGCACACACAUGUUCUUGAGAACAGCAGCUCAAAGAAAUGUUAUCACUAGCAAAAUGAGCAAAACCAAAAUAGAAAUAGUUGGAAGAGGAAAAAAUAAAUCAAGAAAAUACCAAAUAAAAAAAGGGGGAAGAAAACUAAAUAAUCAGACAAGUGAACAAAAUUAGAUCCACUGAACUUUGCAAAUCCAUUAAAAGGAAAAUGAAACUGCAAAAAUUUGUGGAUGACAAAGAGGCUACUCACAAUUUAUAAAGAAUGACUCAAAGUUAUCUUCUGAAAAGAAACUGUUUUUUUUAAUCAAUGGAUAUUUUAAAAAAUAUUAAAAGCAUGAUAUAAUAAACUUUUAUAUAUUCAGAAUAACUAUGUAGUCUUGACACCCUGUGUUUUUCUUAAAGCAACA
Pelodiscus sinensis (Chinese soft-shelled turtle) is the source of this 3167-nucleotide messenger RNA. It is a transcript of the gene MAP3K7CL, whose product is annotated as MAP3K7 C-terminal like. The record is from RefSeq and is a predicted model, not a curated record. Gene Ontology annotation, cellular component: cytosol; nucleus. NCBI's taxonomy places the organism in Eukaryota, Metazoa, Chordata, Testudines, Trionychidae.